UUUUAUUUAUGCAACGUAGUGAGCUGUUAUAGAAACGAUAGGAUCAUAUUCACCAUCGGAAUGAGUGCCAGCCUGGACUCCGACGGUGAAGCUCAUGACCAGUUCGAAAUGCAGAGAGCUUAGAAGUUGCGAUAGUUCUCCCCGACGAUGGCAUGGACAGCGACCAAGAUGAUGCUAAACAGUAAUGACGAUAUGGUACCUAAUAUUGGAGAUCUGGGAAAAGGUAUUCUUUCGCAGAAGACAGUCACUACAAUGUGUAUAGAAACAAAAAGAUACGCGGACCAAAAGAGAUUUCAUGGCUUCUCAGUCAUACCUGAAGAUAUUUAUCCAAAAACAUUUAUGAGCAAUCAGAUCCUGAAAUACUAA
Molecule: messenger RNA, 366 nt
Organism: Acanthoscelides obtectus
Lineage: Eukaryota; Metazoa; Arthropoda; Insecta; Coleoptera; Chrysomelidae
Source: the annotation of a GenBank genome assembly